AUGAAGUUGCGGAAGGUAGCGAUUGUAUUACUGUUUAUGACGGUUGUAGCCCCAAUUGUACUCUACACUCACACUCUCUCCUCCUAUCUUUCCACCUCUGCUUCUUCCUCUGAAAAUGACUUUGUUGCUGAAGAAGCUUCUACUUUUACGUUUGGAGGAGAAAUUAGGCCACUAAAUCUACUGCCGCAGGAAGAAUCUAUUAACGUUGUGAAAGAGCCAUCUGGUGUUGUUUAUUCCUAUAAUUCUUCUUCCCAAACUGCUGCUGACAAUGCUCGUAUAACUAGACAGCUAACUGAAGAUUCUUUGGAGCAUCAAACCAAGGAUUUGUCAUCCGCCCAUGCUACUGCAGCAGAUGAAAAUCCCAUCAAGCAGGUGGUUGACUAUGAGCUCCCAGCGAACCAGAGCGGACAAGACUUUAAGAAACCUGACCUCAGUGGGGAUGCACUAGCUGUUGAUGCGAAGGAAGAAAUUACUGCCAAACAGCACUCUUUGAGAAACUCUGGGAGGACUAUUAGAAGAGAACAGCAGCUGGUGGUUCAAACUGAGAGUCAAAAGGAACCGGCUCUGCCUGAUGCUCGCGUUCGUCAGCUCAAGGAUCAGCUCAUUCGGGGAAAAGUAUACCUCUCCCUUUCUGCAACAAGAAAUAAUGCCCAUUUUGUUAGGGAGCUGAGGCUGCGAAUGAAGGAAGUUCAACGAGCAUUAGGCGAAGCCUCCAAGGAUUCUGAGCUACCCAGGAAUGCUUUCGAUAAGCUUAAAGCAAUGGAGCUAACCCUGACCAAGGGCAAGCAGAUUCAAGAUGAUUGUGCGGCUGUGAUUAAGAAGUUAAGGGCCAUGCUUCAUUCUACAGAAGAGCAGCUCCGUGUCCACAAGAAGCAGACCUUAUUUUUGACACAUUUAACAGCCAAAACGCUUCCGAAAGGACUCCAUUGUCUUCCUCUGCGACUGUCAACUGAGUACUUCAUGCUAAAUGCUUCUCAACAGCAAUUUCCGAAUCAAGAUAAGGUGGAAGAUUCCAGCCUAUACCACUAUGCGCUUUUCUCAGAUAAUGUUUUGGCAGCUGCAGUUGUUGUAAACUCUACUAUAUCUCAUGCAAAGGAAACAUCAAAGCACGUGUUCCACAUUGUCACUGACAGGCUUAACUAUGCUGCCAUGAGGAUGUGGUUCUUGGAAAAUCCACCUCUGAAUGCUGCUAUAGAGGUUAAGAAUGUUGAGGAGUUUACAUGGUUGAAUUCAAGUUACAGCCCAGUCCUGAAGCAGUUGGGGUCUCCUUCUAUGAUUGACUAUUACUUCAAGACACGUCGUGGUGCUGAAUCCGAUUCCAAUUUGAAGUUCAGGAAUCCUAAGUACUUAUCGAUUAUGAAUCAUCUUCGGUUUUACCUGCCACAGAUUUUCCCUAAGCUGGAUAAAGUUCUAUUCUUAGAUGACGACAUAGUUGUGCAGAAGGAUUUGAGUGGCUUAUGGUCUCUUAAUCUAAAAGGAAAAGUGAUCGGUGUGGUUGAGACUUGUGGAGAAAGCUUCCAUCGGUUUGACCGUUAUUUGAACUUUUCAAAUCCUUUGAUUUCAAAGAAAUUUGAUCCUCGUGCUUGUGGAUGGGCAUUUGGAAUGAAUAUUGUGGACCUUGCUCAAUGGAGAAGACAAAACAUAACUGAUGUUUAUCAUUCGUGGCAAAAUCUGAACCAUGAUAGGCAGUUGUGGAAGUUGGGGACACUUCCCCCGGGGUUAAUAACAUUUUGGAACCACACAUAUGCCCUUGAUCGGUUCUGGCAUGUCCUUGGCCUUGGUUACAAUCCUAAUGUGAACCAGAAGGACAUUGACCGAGCAGCUGUUAUACACUAUAACGGGAACUUGAAACCUUGGCUUGAGAUUGGAAUACCUAAAUACAGAAAUUACUGGGCCAAAUUCGUGGAUUAUGAUCAGAAAUACUUGCGUGAAUGCAACAUCAACCCGUAA
Molecule: messenger RNA, 1950 nt
Organism: Oldenlandia corymbosa var. corymbosa
Lineage: Eukaryota; Viridiplantae; Streptophyta; Magnoliopsida; Gentianales; Rubiaceae
Source: the annotation of a GenBank genome assembly